Aspergillus niger is the source of this 777-nucleotide messenger RNA. RefSeq lists its product as hypothetical. Lineage: Eukaryota; Fungi; Ascomycota; Eurotiomycetes; Eurotiales; Aspergillaceae. The coding region runs from base 1 to 777 and encodes 258 amino acids. The transcript is spliced from 2 exons. The record is from RefSeq and is a predicted model, not a curated record.
AUGGGUACAAAUCCUUCCAUUUCUCAGAUGCUUCAUGCGCAGCCUUUAUCAAGUGUCGAGACGGAAGACAUCCACCUACCAAAGCAACCGACAAUGCGUCUGGCAACCCUUGCCUGUUUCUGUAUCUCCGCUGCCAGCGCUGUAAAGCACUAUGGCAUGGACCCCUCCGAGGACACGCGCAACCUGAUUGAGGAGCACGCUAGGAAGCUCCUAGACAAUGAUAUGAGGCUCGUCUCUGUCUUUACGACAGACUACCAUCAUACCCAUGAUGGAUCCGAUUUUCUGUCGUCGGAGAUGGGUAUCUUCAAUAAGACAAUUUCUGAAAUUUUUGUCUCUUCGACCCACGGUUCCAGCGAAAGCGCCCUUGAAGUCAGGGAUAAUAUUAAUGGCAAAUGCCAGGGCCAUGGUCGAAUUGAAGAUAAUUUGAGCGACUUCCAGAUCAAGAUGAUCUGCGGCGCCAUUAGCCAAGCUGCAGGCGGUGGCGUGAGCGCCAUCAUCGAGGUUAUUGAGAGCAACCUUUGCACUGAAGCUGGAACGGGCCAUCCAGUACCAUCCUGCAAGACGAUUGUUGGGUUCAUCAAGACUACGAGUGCGGGAUUUACUGGUCUGGAGAUUAACAAUUAUUGUCCUGAUUUCAUGAGUCUUUUUGUGAAGUGCAAGGGUUCCGACGCGAAGGCCUUUGCAGAGGACAAAAAGAUUGAGAUGACUGCAUUUAACAGUCAGAAGGAUUACAACUGUGACAACGCUGGGGUGAAAUGCAUUGAGGCGAGUGUGUAA